Messenger RNA from Daldinia caldariorum, 513 nucleotides. RefSeq lists its product as uncharacterized. Bases 1 to 513 code for a protein of 170 amino acids. The record is from RefSeq and is a predicted model, not a curated record. The transcript is spliced from 3 exons. NCBI's taxonomy places the organism in Eukaryota, Fungi, Ascomycota, Sordariomycetes, Xylariales, Hypoxylaceae.
AUGCUUGCCCGCAGCCUCCUUCUCCUCGUAGCCGCGGCGCUCCCCGCGGUGCUCGCGAAGCCGGAGCAGAUCCGCGCCGUGCAGUCGCCUAUCUUCCACUACUAUCUGCAAGCGUAUCCGGAGGACCGAUGUGUCUUUGUGCGGAAAACUAACCGCCGGCGUCUUGUUCGAGCAGCUACCAUACCGGUGAUGGGACCGGAGCACAGCAGCGAGUACUUCAACAUCGGAGGGUGGAUGCAGAGCGUGAACACGUCGCUGUUCCUCAACAUCGGCAACGACAAGACCUCGUACAAGACGCUGACGUUCGCGGAGGCGACCGUCACUGACGCGUGGGGGCUCGAGGGAGACACGAUCAUCACGAGCAGGGGUAGCAACUACGGCCGCCAGCUCAACUUCCUGGUCUGCAAGCUGACCGGCGACUACUGGCAGGUUUACCUGCAGAUGGGAAGCGAGACGCCCGCGGGCAGAACUUGCAGCAAUUAUCAGAGCUUGCAUCUUCCCUGCCUAUGCUAA